Messenger RNA from Bicyclus anynana (squinting bush brown), 610 nucleotides. It is a transcript of the gene Tim9a, whose product is annotated as mitochondrial import inner membrane translocase subunit Tim9. The record is from RefSeq and is a predicted model, not a curated record. The transcript has 3 exons. The coding region runs from base 253 to 528 and encodes 91 amino acids. NCBI's taxonomy places the organism in Eukaryota, Metazoa, Arthropoda, Insecta, Lepidoptera, Nymphalidae.
UUUGUCUGUGUCUGUGGCAUUGACAUCUGACAUAUAACCUCAAAAAUUUAAAUACGAAAAUAAUUAAAAAUAAAUCUGAAAUUUUAGGUGUUUUAUGUUAUUUUCCUAUUUGAUAUUUUCAUAGAAAUUGCCGUUCCUAGAUAGUGUUUCAAAUUAAAUAUUGAAAGCAACGUUUACCUCACAGGGUUCAGUCUCACUCUCAACUGUUCCUCGAGCAUUUAAAAAUAUUCCUUCAUAUUAAUUAAUUUUAAAAUGAAUUCUCAACAAAUGAUGACUGAAGCAGAUCAAAUUAAAACGUUCAAAGAUUUCCUCGUGCAGUACAAUAAGUUGUCAGAACUGUGCUUUAAUGACUGCGUUCACGACUUCACUUCGAGAAAUCUCCGACCUUCAGAGGACAAAUGCACACUAAACUGUAUGGAGAAGUAUUUGAGGACCAACCAAAGAGUGUCCCAAAGGUUCCACGAGUUCCAAAUGUUAGCCAAUGAGAACAUGUUAGCAUUAGCUCAAAAGUCUGGUAAUCCAAGUUAAAUGUUUACUUUUAAGUUAGACUUAAUUUAUCCUAUUAGUGUUUUGGUUCUAAUGUUGAUUAAUAAAAUGUUGUUGAAUAGUU